Messenger RNA from Otolemur garnettii (small-eared galago), 425 nucleotides. Its product is annotated as C-type lectin domain family 2 member D-like. The record is from RefSeq and is a predicted model, not a curated record. The transcript has 4 exons. Gene Ontology annotation, cellular component: external side of plasma membrane. Lineage: Eukaryota; Metazoa; Chordata; Mammalia; Primates; Galagidae.
AUGGCUAUCAUUUGUGGACUGGGACCUUUGGUGAUCUGAAUUGGAUUUGAAAGUAAAUGUUUUUAUUUUUCGGAAGACACAAGGAAUUGGAUAUUCAGUCAAAACUUUUGUGCUUCCUUAGAAGCCAGCCUUCCUCAAUUUGAAACUCUGGAGGAAUUGAAUUUCCUGAAAAGAUACAAAGGCCCUGCUGACCAUUGGAUUGGCCUGAGCCGAGAAUCAGCACAGGACAUUUGGAAGUGGACAGACAACGCUGAAUACACCCUCUCGUUUGGCAUCAGAGGAGUUGGAGAAUGUGCCUAUCUAAAUGACAAUGGAAUCAGCAGUGCCAGGACCUACACAGAUAGGAAAUGGAUUUGUAGCCAGCCAAACAGUUAUGUCAGCAGCUGCCAAAUUACAGAUGCUUAGGGAGGAUGCAUUUUAAAUUG